Molecule: messenger RNA, 531 nt
Organism: Colletotrichum destructivum
Lineage: Eukaryota; Fungi; Ascomycota; Sordariomycetes; Glomerellales; Glomerellaceae
Exons: 3
Coding region: 1-531 (176 amino acids)
Source: RefSeq, a predicted model, not a curated record
AUGACCACAAACGCUGUUUUUGUGCCCAUGGGUGUGCAGGCUUUCGUCGUCACAACAAAUUUCUCUCAAAGCAAAUACAGAGUCGCUCCUCUUAUUCAGCCAGACUACUCGAUCCUCCGUGCCGGCGGCCUACUCAACCACGAUGUCAUGGAACAGCUUCAACUGUCCAAUCACCGCCUUAUGGCGAAGGAUAAUACCCGCUUCGUUGAUGUAACCAACGGACAGGGGAUCACGGCUACUGAGAAGGCGUCGGUAGAUCACCCUGUUGCUAAGCUCAAGGCCGGAUACACCCACGAGGUGGUGGAAAACGGUGAUAACCAACCUGAAUAUUCCGACGUCAAGUUCCGAUCAAUUCCCACACCCUACCUCGUCUUCAGGAUCGCCUACUCUAGGAACUCGUCGACGCCAUCGUCCCAGAUCUUCGUGCUGGAGAGUGACCGGAUCCGCAAUAUCAACGAGGCGGACCUCGCCGAUGUUGACGUCGAGAACUUGACUUCUGCAUUUCUUAAUCCCAAACUAUCCAUCGAGUAG